UCUCUCCAUAUAUAUGUGUGUGUGUUUGUGCUGUCCUGGCACUCAUUCUGUAGGCCAAGCUGGCCUCGAACUCACAGAGCUCGGCCUGCCUCUGCCUCCAGAGCUCUGGGAUUAAAGGCCAGAGCCUCCACCGCCAAGGCCUGCACCAUUGUUCCUCUAAAUAAAUCACAACCUCCAGCAGGUCUCACUUCUCUGGAGACUUGUGUUUAAAAGAAAAGCUGGAGUCACUUCUGUGUCUAUUUAUCACGGGCCUUAAGGCAGAGAGACGGGCAUUUAGGAAGAGGAUGGUAUUUAUGUACCUAAGUCCCACCUCUCAUUGCAUUGACAGCUCCACACACUAAGACAAUCCAGUGACUGUCUCUUGACAUUGUGUUUAAAUCUUGACAACAUAGCAAUCCAUUUAAAAACUAUCACCAGCAAUUGUAGUGGGUACCUUGCAGUUACUAAUGACAGUGGGUAUUUACUUCUGACUUGGUGUGUACAUGAUCUCAUUUAACUGUGAGACUAACAAAUAAAAAGAGCAAUCAAGAGUGACAGAGAGAGAAAGAGAGAUUAAGACAAUUGUCCCAGGAGAUUGCCGGUGUGUGGAUCAUUGAUAUUACUGAGCAUGCCUGGUAUGCUUGAAGCUCUAGGUUUGAUCCCCAGCAUCAGGAGGAAAAAGAAAACCGUCCCUAGCCCAGCAGUGAUGGUACACAUCUUUAGUCCCAGUAUUCGGGAGGCAGAGGCAGACAGAUCUCCGUGAGUCCAGCCUGGACUACACAGUAAGUUCCAGGACAGCCAGAGCUACAUAGUGAGACCCUGUCUUGAAAAAAAAAGAAAAGGAAAAAAAAAAAAAAGGAAAGAGGAACCCACCAUGCCCCAGUGACUGGCUGGCGCCUGUUCUAACACUUAUCAGCUUGUCUUGCAAUGAUUUGUUUGUAAAGCUGUUUUUCCAUUUCUUAAAGUCCUCUGGGAUUAGCCAGUUCCUGGCAAACAACUGAAAUCCCCAAAUUCGCCAGGUGAAUGAAUGAAAGCCCUAACCCAGUUACUUCUCCUCAGUGCCUCACAGAACCACAGAGCUCCAACUCAGAUACAGGCUGGGAGACCAUAGACUUCUACUGCAGGGCUCAGGUCUCCGCCUAAUGCCUCAGGGUCACUGGGCAUGCCAGGAUAUAUUGUAGAGAGGUUGGAUACAGAGGAGGGGAGGAAGGCCCCAAUGCUGCAGUCAGUCCAGGCCUGGGUUGGAAAACAAGGCUGAAGUUACUGAUUAGCAGGUGAAAGGGUCAAGGGUCGAGGCAAGGGGGCUGAAAGCAGAGUGGAGGAAGCGGCCGGCGGAGAACACUCAAGGCAGAGGUCCCCUCACCUGCGGAGCACCAGCUGUCUCCUGCCCGAGAUGUUGCACCAGGUCUGGGCAGCUGUACUCUACCUCUAUGGCCUUCUCUUCAACUCCAUGAACCAGUGCCCUGAGCACGGUCAACUAACGACGCUGGAGGUGGGCGAGAAAGAGUCCCCAGAGCCCCACCUGGGCCUGUGGUACUUCAUCGCAGGAGCGGCCCCCACCAAGGAAGAGCUGGCUACUUUCGACUCCGUGGACAACAUUGUCUUCAACAUGGCUACCGGCUCGGCCCCAAGGCAGCUCCAGCUUGGUGCUGCCAUCCGCACGAAAAAUGGGAUCUGCGUGCCCCGGAAAUGGACAUACCACUUGACUGAAGGGAAAGGAAGCACAGACCUCAGGACUGAAGGCCGCCCUGACAUGAAAACAGACCUCUUCUCCAGUUCAUGCCCAGGAGGAAUCAUGCUGAAAGAGACAGGCCAGGGUUACCAGCGCUUUCUCCUCUACAACCGAUCACCACACCCUCCAGAGAAGUGUGUGGUGGAAUUCCAGUCUCUGACCUCCUGCUUGGACUUCAAAGCCUUCUUAGUGACUCCCAGGCAUCAAGAGGCCUGCCCGAUGUCCAGCAAGUGACGCUAACCUCCUCUGUGUCCUCGACAGCCAAGUGGGCGCUGAGCUGCAAGGGAGAUGCUGGAGACCCUCUGCUCCCUCUCAAGGAUAAUAAAGACGGUUUUUCAAUCCUCA
Messenger RNA from Cricetulus griseus (Chinese hamster), 2056 nucleotides. The record is from RefSeq and is a predicted model, not a curated record. Lineage: Eukaryota; Metazoa; Chordata; Mammalia; Rodentia; Cricetidae.